GCCGGCGGCCGGCGGAGAGUGGGCGUGGUGGUUUUUGUCACGUCGCUCCUUCCUUCCUCGCUUUCUUUACUACGUGAGGCUGCCUUGGAGGGAAGUGAACGUCGCUAAGAAAAGGAUAACUAGGAGAAGGGAGCAUAAACAACAACAACAACUACCCUCUAAAAGCUGCCUCAGGAGCAGUGAAGUGUCUUCAUGGCAGUUCGUCGAGGACACAUUAAGUACUUGAAAGCCCACCAGGCCGACUUGCAGGAGGUGUAUGACAUGUCGAACGGUUACGAAGACCACAUGGGAGGGGACGAUGGGAAGGACUCCAAGACCAACCUGAUAGUGAACUACCUGCCUCAGAGCAUGUCGCAGGACGAGCUGCGGAGCCUCUUCACCAGCAUCGGAGAAGUGGAGUCUGCCAAGCUGAUACGAGACAAAGUCGCAGGCCACAGUUUAGGGUACGGAUUUGUUAACUAUCUUAACCCUAGUGAUGCAGACAGAGCUAUCAGUACUCUGAAUGGACUAAGGCUACAGUCCAAAACUAUCAAGGUUUCAUACGCACGGCCCAGCUCUGAUACUAUAAAGGAUGCCAACCUGUAUAUCAGCGGCCUGCCGAAGGCCAUGUCCCAGAAGGAUGUGGAGGACAUGUUUUCACGUUAUGGACACAUCAUUAACUCCCGUGUACUUGUUGACCAGGCCACAGGUACUACAGGGGCGUCCCGCGGCGUGGCUUUUAUCAGGUUUGACAAGCGGGCAGAGGCUGAGGAGGCCGUCAAAAACCUGAACGGCCAAAAACCACCUGGAGCAUCUGAGCCGAUCGUAGUGAAAUUUGCUGCCAAUCCAAACCAGGUGAAGAACACGCAGAUCAUCUCUCAGCUCUACCACAACCAGUCCCGGCGCUUCGGAGGGCCCGUACACCACCAGGCACAGCGGUUUAGGUUCUCCCCCAUGGGCGUUGAUCACAUGAGCAGUGUGGGAAGUGUCAGCGUCCCCGGGAACUCCACCUCCGGCUGGUGCAUCUUCAUCUACAACCUGGGCCAAGACGCCGACGAGAGCAUCCUCUGGCAGAUGUUCGGCCCCUUCGGCGCCGUCACCAACGUCAAGGUGAUCCGCGACUUCAACACCAACAAGUGCAAGGGGUUCGGCUUCGUCACCAUGACGAACUACGAGGAGGCGGCCAUGGCCAUCGCCAGCCUGAACGGCUAUCGGCUCGGAGACAAGAUCCUGCAAGUGUCCUUUAAGACCAGCAAGGGCCACAAGUAGAGAGAGCUAGACAUUCGGGUGUAGAGGAGAGAUGGGAAUGACCUGCGCCAGGCUUUUAUAGCAGAGAGCAGAAGUAUUCAUAGUCUGGCACAUCUGUUUGGGUUUUAGUGUAUUCAGAGUUAAACGAGAUGUUCACUCUUCUGCACCUUUGUACUUGUCUAAAAGUGUUUAGGCUGUUUUUUGUUUUUUUUCAUCAUUAUACUCAUGCUUGGGGCUUGAGGACACUCAGUAGUUUUAAUUUUUAGUGAGGGGAUGGUGAGGCCAAAAUCCCAUGACACCCCCCCAAGAUAACUUUUUGAAAAUUAUCUAAAAAGCUAAAAUACUGUCCGUAUGUGUUGCAUGUAUAACUGUGUCGACUAGAUAAAGGAGGCAGUGGUUCUGAGCAGUGCACUAAAAGAUAUGCUGCCCCACAAAUAGUCCUCCAAGUGUUGACAUUUUCGUCUAAAGAAGGUGAGGAACAAUAUUUUGCUCGUAGCCAGUGGUUGUUUCGUUUUGGGAAAGCAGUGCUCUGUUCUGGAUCCUCAUCAUAAGUAGAAAUAGAUGCCUUAAAUUAUCAUCCAGUGGACACACAGACCUACAAUACCGCUCACUGUCUUGAGUCAAUCUAAGAGCAACGCACUUUUAACCAACCCGCUUUAGGUUACUAUAAAUAUCAGUCUUUUUGAUGUUAAUCUAUGACUUUUUCCUCACCCUCCUACCAGGUUAACAAUUUUAAACAUAACAAGCUGGAGGGAAAUGUUUUUGUUUUAUUAUCCCUGUGUAAAGUGUCUUUUUAUUAUUUCAGGAGAGUCCUGUUGAAUAUGAACCCCAGUCAAUGAGUAGGGAAUUGAGAUGGACCAAAGGCAGGGAGAGAUUUGAUCCUAUUACCAGAAGAGUUUCUGAGCAGAUUUAAGGUAAAUUUAUACCUUUUUUUUGUUUUAUUUUAAGAGGUACUAAGGAUAUAUCUGACUGAGAGCAACAUCACUUUAACUCAGUAUGUCGUUCUGUUUUCUUUUAUUUCGAGUUAAUUUUUUUGUUUUGAAUAUUUCUUUCUUUCUGAAGGCAUCGAUUUCUAUUUGUUACAAUGUAAGUUACAAACUUGUUUUAACGAGUGCUUAUCUCAAGUUUGGAGACAAAUGAAUGGCCUUUGUUAUUGAUUUCAGUUUUGAUUUGCUUUCUUUUCUUCCUUUCUUUUGUUUUUGGUUGUUUCACUUUGAGCAUAAACCAUUAAAUUUUAUUUCUUUUCGCCGAAAGUUUUGUUUGGUUUGUUUCUUUUUUUUAUUUACCUUUUUUUAGAUUUCGUUUGGAGUUUUGUUCUAUUAUUUUUCUAGUAGCAAAUCUGCAUUGUUGAUAAAAGAUCAAGAAAAACAGGCUGUUAGGAAAAACGUCUGAGACGGAAACAAUAUGUGGACCAAUGUUGGUUGUCAGAGAAAAGAUUAUUUAACCUGUACACAGACACUUGAAGAAAAGUGAUUGUCCUGAAGACAUUUCAUGAAGUAACUUCUCUAAGAUUGGCGUUUACGUUUGAACCACUUAACAUAAUUAGCAAGUUGAAGCUGUAUGUUGACACCUUUGGUACAGUUGUCUUUUCAGCAGUUAUUUAUUGACAUCUGGAUCAGUAAAUCUGUGUUUUAAUACCUGGCUAUUUUGGGAGGGUGAUUCAGAUUACAUUUGAUUUGUCAGCUAGUUUUCUAAAGUGAAACCAGAUUUGUUGUUUGAUAUUUCAACAUGGCAAAUAAGUAUACACCGUUCACUCAAAGAUUUAGGCUUUCAUACCCGAACCCAUUGCUCCGAUCUUUGUCUUAUUACUUUUACUUGCUCAGUAAAACACUUUUUAUAUGAUCCAUUUAGAAAAGAUCUUUGGCAUAUCACAGCUCAUCUUUAAUCUUCUAAUAGUGAUGAAUUUGGUAGAUUGUCUUGUUCUCCAAGGUGGUUGAAAAGUUUACCAUUACCAUCGGUACCGUCUUUGUUCUUGAUUUAACCUUACCACAAAUUGAACAGAGGAUCCACUUGGUGAUAGUUACAAAUAUCAAAUCAUUUUUGGGAACAGUAAUUGCUCACAUUUAUAAGGAUUCACUUUUAAAAAACUUUUUUUCCCUCCCAGCAGUAAUUCCCCUGAUGCUUCUGUAAAUGCCUCUUUAAUUUGUGUGCGCCCUCUGAAAGGAGUAUUUCCAUUACAAGCUUCAGAUUUUGGUCUUAAAAGUGCUUUUUAAUUUAGUAAUUCCAUCUUAUUUUUGUGUCACAAUCCUUAACUUUGUGCAAUAUUUCGUGGCUUGCGCAAAGCAGGUAAUAGAAAGUUGUUAUAGUCGUGGACUGUCAUCUUUUUUUAUAAUUUCUCUUUUCUACUGACGUUUUUAUGUUACUGCUUAGUUUUUUCAGCAGUCUAGUUGGAAUUGCAUGAAUGCUGCAAGCGUUUUUGUUUUAGGGGCAGUCAGAAUAAACUGCAUUCCGCCUUAAUUUAUAAGUGGGAAUGGUGUAUUUUACAUCAGAGGAGGCGCAACUAUUUAUUUGACAAUGUAUGCGAUCAUACUUGUUACUUAUUGGAGUGUUUUUUUAAUGGAUUCUAUUGUUUUCUUGGUUUUGAAGGACACUAAGUUGAAGUCCAUUAAAUGUCUUCUAACAUUGGAUCAUUUCAAUAAAAAAACACAGUGGCUUCUCAGAAUUGAAAGAAUUAAAUGUCUCUUCAGAAGCUUAUUGUGAA
Molecule: messenger RNA, 3928 nt
Organism: Sebastes umbrosus (honeycomb rockfish)
Lineage: Eukaryota; Metazoa; Chordata; Actinopteri; Perciformes; Sebastidae
Gene: elavl1a
Product: ELAV like RNA binding protein 1a
Exons: 7
Coding region: 193-1248 (351 amino acids)
Cellular component (GO): ribonucleoprotein complex
Molecular function (GO): RNA binding
Source: RefSeq, a predicted model, not a curated record